Molecule: messenger RNA, 475 nt
Organism: Oppia nitens
Lineage: Eukaryota; Metazoa; Arthropoda; Arachnida; Sarcoptiformes; Oppiidae
Product: V-type proton ATPase subunit e 2-like
Exons: 4
Coding region: 158-394 (78 amino acids)
Biological process (GO): proton transmembrane transport
Cellular component (GO): proton-transporting V-type ATPase, V0 domain
Molecular function (GO): proton-transporting ATPase activity, rotational mechanism
Source: RefSeq, a predicted model, not a curated record
UUGUCGUAAUUGAUGUCCAAUUGAAGGCGUAUUCACUAAAACAUUGAAUGUUUUGAUUGCAAUUUAAUUAUAUUUUUUUUAAUUUACUUUUGAUUUAGUUUUGAUUUAUUUUUAAAAUCUAUUUUUUUGUUUAGAAUUUUAUAGAUUGAGUGUCAAAAUGACGGCAAUUGUGGGUCCGAUAGUAAUAACAGCCAUUUGGGCCGUCGUUGGCAUUGUUUUACCAUUUCUGGUACCCAAAGGUCCAAAUCAAGGAAUCACACGAACUGUAUUAGUGACGACUGCCGUCUCUUGUUAUGUACUAUGGCUUUGCACUUUCAUCGCACAAUUAAACCCAUUAUUUGGACCUCAAGUGUCAAAUAUAACAUUAAGUUUGAUGUAUUUGGAUAAAUUUUAAUACACAUUUUGGAUCAAUUUUAAUACACAUAUUUCCACUUAUUUAUUAUAAUCAAGUUGUUAUAUAAUUGUCAAGUUUACA